GGCAGGCAGAGUGGGGGGGGGCCCUUAUCUCCUGAUGAGUUGGUGGUGCUGGUGGAUCCAGUUGCAAGCUCUUUGUGGCUGAAAGGGGAGCCCACGCCUGCCCACAGCCACCACCUGCCUCCCUGCUGACUGGUCCGUGGUAGGCCAGUAACGCGAGCCCCAAGGAGGGAGCCGCAGGGCGCCCUGGGUCCCCCCUACGCCCAGCCACCCUCUGGCUGGACGUAACCGCCCAGCAGAGCGGAUGCAGGUAAGAGAGGCCUGGGGCUCAGGCAGGCUGGGGUGGGUCCGGGCCUGGGGUGGCACACGAGAGCCAUAGAGAGAGACCAGACAGCAGGGCGGGAUGCUGCCCAGCAGCAGCCACAGGGACCCAGGCUGUGCCCAGAGCCUGGUGUCCACCAGGCCCACUGGCCACCACUCACCCUCCCGGGUCUGCAGAGGCCUGGGCUCCUGUCCUCCGGGUGGGGGGGCUUCUGGUGCUGAGGCCCCCACCAUGCAGGACAAGCAUGGGCAGCCUGGGGUGGGUAGGCUGCAGCCCCCCUGCAUGCCUCCCCCAGGAUGCUGCCGCCAGAGGGUCCCCGGGCCUCCGAAGAGGGCACAGCCGCGGGCCCCAGCGAGGCGACUGCGUCAUCUGCUACUCGGCCUAUGACCUCACUGGGCACCUACCCCGCCGCCUCUACUGCGGCCACACCUUCUGCCAGGCGUGCGUGCGGCGGCUGGACACGCCAGCCCACGAGCAGCGCUGGAUCCCCUGCCCGCAGUGCCGCCAGAGCACACCCACGCCCCGCGGAGGGGUGGCCAUGCUGGACCUCGACCUGGCCGCCUUCCUGGCCGUCAGGGCCGAGCGGGAGCCGCCUCGCACAGAACCCCAGCCCCCCACGCCCCUCAAAGGCAGCACCGCCAUCACUCAGCAGCCGGCCAGGCUUUGCCCCGCCUUGGGCCCCCAGCCCCACUUCCCCCAGCCCAGAUGCUGCUGCUGGGGCUGCAGCGGCCUCUGCUGGGACCCCCCGGGCAGCCCCGAGGCCUGA
Physeter macrocephalus (sperm whale) is the source of this 1025-nucleotide messenger RNA. It is a transcript of the gene RNF224, whose product is annotated as ring finger protein 224. NCBI's taxonomy places the organism in Eukaryota, Metazoa, Chordata, Mammalia, Artiodactyla, Physeteridae. The record is from RefSeq and is a predicted model, not a curated record.